Molecule: messenger RNA, 499 nt
Organism: Mytilus trossulus (common blue mussel)
Lineage: Eukaryota; Metazoa; Mollusca; Bivalvia; Mytilida; Mytilidae
Exons: 3
Coding region: 1-423 (140 amino acids)
Source: RefSeq, a predicted model, not a curated record
AUGGUGCCCUCUAUAUUGAGUAUUGCUGCUCUUCAUUAUAACGAGAACCGUGGGAGACAGCAAGCAACAACCAAGACUGGGGAACAGAGUUUCAGUAUGUGUUACCCAAAGACCAAAAAGGGCACUGAGGCAGUGGUCAAGCCAAAGAAGGCUGCACCAACAUUUGGUAAGUAUUUAAAUAACAUUAUUGGAAACUUUACUGCACCAGAUAUCCAUUUUAGUGGUUUUUUUUCAUUUUAUGUGACCCUCAUCAAACAGGCUUUGGUAGAGAGAAGACGAGAAGAGUUCAAAUCAUAUACAUCUGCUUCUGAUGAUGUGCAUGUUUACAACAAUCACCAUCCAGAUCACAUGACAUCAACAUUCACCCCGUUCAGGAAGAAUGACCUUAUUCAAAGACACAGAUCACGGUUUCAAAGACAGUAAAUAAUGACCAAUCCUCUUUUCCAAACAAGAAAAGUAAAAAAACAAUUUGUAUUCAAAUUUUAAAAUUUAAUAGUUG